This is a messenger RNA of Plasmodium fragile, 1452 nucleotides long. RefSeq lists its product as uncharacterized. Gene Ontology annotation, molecular function: metalloendopeptidase activity. Bases 1 to 1452 code for a protein of 483 amino acids. Lineage: Eukaryota; Apicomplexa; Aconoidasida; Haemosporida; Plasmodiidae. Gene Ontology annotation, cellular component: extrinsic component of mitochondrial inner membrane. The record is from RefSeq and is a predicted model, not a curated record. Gene Ontology annotation, biological process: mitochondrial proton-transporting ATP synthase complex assembly; mitochondrial protein processing. The transcript has a single exon.
AUGGAAGAGGUACGCCAGAGGGUAGAACGAGGAAAGGAAAAAAUUAAACAAAUUGGUAAAGAAAUUAACCAAUUUGAUUUAAAAAAACGUGUAGAAAAAUUUUUUUUUAAAAAUGGAAAAGAGAAGGAACUUAGUGACAUGCUAUUCUUGGUACAAUACUCACUGAAAUAUAAAAACGUCUGUAAAUGGCCGAAUUAUAAUGAUUUGUUAGUAAUAAAUUAUAACAUAAAUGAUCAUUUCAAAUCAAUGCUUCAAAAACAUGGGGGAUUUGGUCACCACUAUAAAAACGUCACACCUGAUGGAGGGACAAAUAACACGACGACGAUGAACCGAGGCGGGGAAUCCACACUUGGGAGUAGCGAUAAAAGCGCCACAACGAAUCACAACGCUGAAGACAAUGCUCCCCAUACAGCAGAGAAGCACAUAGCCGCUAACUGGGAGAAUGGCAUAGAGAGCAAGACUAACACACCAUGGAGUAUAGCACACAAUGAAGACCAAAAUUACCCCGACGCAACAGGUUUAACAAAAGGCGAAGUUCCACAUAAUUUCCCUUCAGAUAACUCCGUGCCAAAAUCUCCCCCUUCGAAGGAAUGCAUUCCAAAUAGCGCACGAAGAAAAAGGGAAAACAAAUUUGUGACCCACUUUAAUGAAGACAUAAGUCCUUACGACAAAAUAAAGUUGCAAAUUUUUAUGUACUUCGUGUUGAACAAUUAUAGAGUUAAAAUUUUAGUGGACGCAUUAUCUGCAUUAAAUCGCCCAAUUAACGUUAUAUACAUAAAUUGCCCUAAUAAUAAAGAGCAGAACAGGACAUUUUUUCAAAAGGUGGGGAGCUUCUUUACUCGCCAGUACAAAGUCGGUGAUGUUUUCGUGAAUAAUAAAAAUAAUUAUCUGCCAAAGGGCACGGAAAAUUGCUCAUGCUCGGAAUUGUCCCCCAUUAGGUAUAGUAAUAACCCAAACAUUGCUCCUUCCAAGGAAAAAAAAUCAAAUUACGUAGGUGGUUACAACCCUAUAAACAAUACCAUUUGGCUUUGUUCAAAUAAUAUUAACAAUUAUUAUAAGCUCAAAUAUAUACUAACGCAUGAACUUAUACAUGCCUUUGAUUUUGCAAGGGCAAAUAUAGACAUGUACAAUUGCCACCACAUUGCUUGUUCCGAAAUAAGAGCCUAUAAUAUGAGCAAUCAGUGCAGCUAUUUUAACAGUAAAUAUUUUUCCCCCGAUUAUGAUGUGUUUACUAAUUUUAAAAGCCCCUCAAUUAGAGCUACCCCCAAAAAUAAAUGCAUAUAUAAUAAUGUGUAUUCUUCUCUUAACCAGUACAAGCCUUGUACCAACAACACCCAUCAGUUUAUAAAUGACGUCUUCGAGAAAUGCAUGCACGAUUACUGGCCCUUCAUGUGCUCGCCCGAACAGGACAGCAAGUAUAAGCCCUCCAAAAUUUUUAAAAAGGAUUCCUAA